ACUACCGGCCUUACGUACUGUUGUAUACCUGCGAGAUUUUUACUCAGCAUCGUCAGUUGGAAGUCGAUUUGUUUCGCAUUCGGUAAACCAACAGGUUGAAUUUUGCACCUGUGCGCAAGGGGAUUUCCCACGGUGUGCGGUAAACUUGUGCUUGGAUUUUUACGUGGGCUGUGCGCUCUAUCUACCUAUAAGAUAUGAAAACGAUUGCGGUAGAAUCGUUGCAUAUCAAUGCCGGUGAUGAUAUUUCGUAUGACCCAUUCAAACAUCGAGAUGUCAAGAAACCAACUUCCACUAUUGGAACGUUGUUGCAUCUCAUCAAAGGCUCUCUUGGCACGGGAAUUCUGGCCAUGCCGUUAGCAUUCAAAAAUGGUGGCCUCGUGUUUGGUUUCAUCGGAACAGCUCUCGUUGCAGUCAUCUAUGCUCACUGUAUUCAUUUGCUGGUUGGAACGUCUCAGAAAAUCUGCCGCCGAAAGCGAUUCCCUUCACUCGAAUAUGCACAAACGGCCGAGCAAGUCUUCCUGAAUGGCCCUCCAAGACUGCGUCGCCUAGCCCCUGCCGCGAAGGCCUAUAUCGACUACAUGAUACUGCUGCUCAGCUUCUUCUCGGUCUCCGUCUAUUUAGUGUUUAUUUCCACCAACUUCAGAAACGUCUUAAAUCAUGAAACUGACUUGGAUUGGGAUAUCCGGAGCUACAUCCUGCUGACAGCGGUAGUAAUUGCGGUGAUCACCCAGAUACGUGAGCUGAAAUAUCUGGUUCCAUUUUCUUUACUCGCCAAUUUCUCGAUACUGGUAGUGUUUGCCAUAUGUUUGUUCUACAUUUUCAAACUACCACUAAGAUUCGAGGAGCAAAGACUAUGGCCGGACGUUACCCAACUUCCAUCUUUUUUCGGAACUGUUGUCUACGCUUUGGAAGGGAUGGCAAUCUGUUUGCCGGUGGAAAAUAAGAUGAAAAAUCCCCAAUACUUUCUCCGGCGACUCGGUGUCGUUAAUGGCGCCAUAUUUUUCAUAACAGUGCUGUACAAUAUCACUGGAUUCUUUGGGUAUGGCGUUUUCGGUGCGGACGUUCAAGGUUCGGUUACACUGAACCUUCCCCAGGAUGACCUCUUAGCAAAAUCCACUCAAAUACUGGCAGCCGGUGCCAUCUUAUUAACAACGGGUUUAUACUACUACGUUCCCAUGGAGAUUCUGUGGAGGAAGAUUGGACACAGGAUUCCGGAGAAGUGGCACAAUUGGACUCAAAUUGGAUGCCGCUUUGCUAUUGUACUGAUCAUGACGAUCCUGGCGCUGACGGUGCCCAAGUUGGAACCUUUCAUUGGUUUUGUGGGUUCAAUCGGGUCCGCAACGCUGGGUUUACUAAAUCCUAUACUUCUGGAUACCGUUUAUCGGUGGCCCAACCACUUCGGAUGGAUGAAUUGGCAUUUGGUCAAGAACUUGAUUCUCGGGGCAUUUGCGUUGCUGAUUUUAGCUGUUGGGACGUACUUCAGUAUGUUGGAUAUUAUAGCGAUCUACAAAUGA
Uranotaenia lowii is the source of this 1514-nucleotide messenger RNA. RefSeq names its product proton-coupled amino acid transporter-like protein CG1139. The coding region runs from base 195 to 1514 and encodes 439 amino acids. The record is from RefSeq and is a predicted model, not a curated record. Gene Ontology annotation, cellular component: vacuolar membrane. Lineage: Eukaryota; Metazoa; Arthropoda; Insecta; Diptera; Culicidae. Gene Ontology annotation, biological process: amino acid transmembrane transport. Gene Ontology annotation, molecular function: amino acid transmembrane transporter activity. The transcript has 7 exons.